This is a messenger RNA of Cuscuta epithymum, 749 nucleotides long. The record is from the annotation of a GenBank genome assembly. NCBI's taxonomy places the organism in Eukaryota, Viridiplantae, Streptophyta, Magnoliopsida, Solanales, Convolvulaceae.
UUUUAUAUUAAUAUCAAGAAAUCAUACUAGACAACCUCCAGAAAGUUAUGUCAGAGCCGAUCGUAAGCCCUUUGAAUAGACAUAUAGAAUCAACUACCUCAUAAAACGAGCGAAUUUAAUGCUAAAACAAUCAGAACUAAAACAUUGUCUAUCAAAUACUGCUGAAAUCAAAAUAUGCAAACAUACUCGAAGUAAAAUAAAAAUAAGUACUCCUAAAGGAAAAAUAAAAUUGAAACAGAGUUUUUCUACAAAACUCUCUGAUCUUCCUGACAUUGAGGUAGUUCUCGAGGAGCACGAGCUUUGCCAUUAUCUACGCACCCCAAAAGAAAGCAGCUUGAAACCUCUAUCUGUCGAUGAAGCUGGACGGGACACCAAAAUAGCUCCCCACAUCCACGGAGACAAAACAACCGACAAUGCCUAUGAAAGAACCGCCAAAGUACAGAACAAACACAACCAGAAAAGAAGAAUAGUUCACUUGGGUCAUACCUCUACGGCUCUACCAAGAAUCUUUGAUACCUAGAACAAAACAUGAAAUCCCUGCUUGGAUGCAUCGUCCGUGCUCUUUCAGCUUCACAUGAAUCUGGAGUCAGACCGCAGCGACGCAACUGCUGGAGUGCGAGAGGUCGGACUCCACACUUCGCCUCUCCCUUGGAGUUUACUGCUGCCGUAAAUCUUUUGUUGUCUUCUAAACUAUAAAAAUCAUAUACUUUCAAAUCCGAAAAACUGAUUAUUUUGUAUUGACAGCUCCC